AUGGCUGCCGCAGGAACAGGAGAAGGCGCCCACUACACGGAGGCGCGGCUGUCGUCGCUCGUUGCGUCGCAAGACUUAGAGGCGUGGAAUGUGUUUGCCAGGGACGUGCUGGAGGAGGUUGCGCCGAGUGAGGCCUCCGCCGCAGCCGUGGCAUGCGCCCUCCAUCAGUUGCGUGUCGCCGCGCGCACAAACCUGGCGUUUGCCAUCGACGCUGGUAAAGCGCUUCUGGCAGCUGCCGCGCACCGCGGCGCCGGGUGGGGUGCGGUACUUUUCGACGUUCGCGAGGCCGUUGCGGAGUGGUGCGUGCGCGCGGGCGACGAGGCGCAGGCGCAGGAGCUGUGGCGCGCGAUGCUGCCCGCCGAGACCGGUACGGUGACGCUGCGGCUGCUGACGAACUUCCUCAACAGCGCCAUUCGCACCCGCAGCUACGCCGUGGCGGAGACGGAGUGUCUGCGGGGGCUUUCCACCUACAAGGCGCUCUCGAUGCGGCCGGAGGCAAACAACGAAGUGAACAACUUCCUCCUCGCCUUUGCUUCCCUCCUGGCGGCACGCCGCCGUUUCGUGGAGGCCGCGCAGCGUUUCUACGAGCUGUACCUGCGGACCAAAGUCCUGUCGCAUCUUCGGGAAGCCAUUGUGUGCGUCAUUCAGGCCGAUGCGAGCGCGGCCCGCUCGCGGCUGCUGAAGACGCUGUACAAGGAUGAGAGUGCGGUGCUGCUUGGUGAGCUACACACCAUUCUUAGUCGGGCAUGCCACACCCAUUUGCUGCGCCCGAGCGAACUGCAGCGUUUUCUCCCGUACGUGGAGCCGUCUGCGGAUGCCUCUGCUGCAGUUGAGCGUGCCUUCAUCCAGCACAACCUGCAGGCCAUUUCCCGCGUAUACUACAACAUCGGCUUCACGGAGCUCGGCGCCCUCCUCGGCAUCACCGCGUCGGAGGCGGAACGGCUUGUGGCGCAGAUGGUGUCGGAGCGCCGGCUAGACGCAAGUCUUGACCAAACGACCGACACGGUCUUCUUCAGUCGCUCCGACAACGCGUCCUCGCUGGAGGCCUGGGACGCGAAGAUCACGUCGGUUUGCGAGGAAUUGGCCUGCGUGGCGGACCUCAUUGUCCGCCAGCACGCGGAGUUCAAUGAGUACCUUCUGCUUAAGUGA
Molecule: messenger RNA, 1149 nt
Organism: Trypanosoma grayi
Lineage: Eukaryota; Euglenozoa; Kinetoplastea; Trypanosomatida; Trypanosomatidae
Product: putative cop9 signalosome complex subunit
Exons: 1
Coding region: 1-1149 (382 amino acids)
Cellular component (GO): COP9 signalosome; cytosol
Source: RefSeq, a predicted model, not a curated record